AUGGCAGAAUACGAUAGUGUUGAAUUCCGAUUUGGAUCUCCUCAAGUUAGUGUCCCACAGUGUGAGAAACACUCGGAAAUUGAAAACCUUUUCUGUAACGACUGUGAUGAAUUAAUAUGUACAGACUGCGCAAAAACAGAACAUCGAAAUCACGACUGGAACACGGUCCGAAAAGCAUCAACCAAGAAGAAAUCGCGCCUCUCCGGAAUAUGCCUGGAAAUCAAAGACGAAGAGCUGCCAAAUAUUGCAAAGCAGAUUGUAAAAAUUGAUUCGAUGGUGAAACAAAACAUUGCAGAUCGAGAUGGAGAAAUAUCCAAAUUAGAAUGUCACUACAGAGAAAUUUUAAGCGAAUUUACCAAAUGUGUCGAAGAAAGUAAGAAAGUUUUAAAAACUGGAGCCGAAAAGAAGAACAGAAAACUGAUGGAAAUUCAGUCGAAGUUAAAGGAAAAAGAGACAGAACUCCGGGACAGGGUCGGGGAACUGGAAGGUUCUUGCUCCCUCUCUGGCUACAAUUUGCUGAAUGUGAAUUGUCGAUUAAACAAGGUUUCGUCUUUAGUUAAAGACGAGGAAAUUGAAAAUCAAAGAUAUUCGUUACAUUUUAAAAAUGGUACAAUAUUAAAGGAAAUUGUAACAUCUUUCCUUGGAGAAGUUAAAGAUUUCGACGACUUUUCUGUGACAAAAAUUGCGUCGUUUAAACACGAGAAAGGGAACAUCAUUGCUUUAGAGGUGGACAACUACGAGAAUGCUAUUCUAGUAGCCUCUGACCAAACUCACUUCGACAAAGUUACCAAGAAAGGAAAACUAAAGAGUAGAAACGAAAUUGAUUGCGAUAUAAACGUUAUUGCCGUACUCUCCGAUGGCGAUAUUCUUUUCUCAGACAGCGGAAAUAGAGCAGUUAAACGGCUAACCAACAACAAACUUGCGACUAUCGUGGAAACCUCUCCACUUACUCCUGAAGGGGUAUGUUUGACAACUGAUGGUGACUUUUUGGUCACAAUGGCUGAUCCUUGUGGAGAAACAUGCACAAAAGAUUGCAAAGGUUUAGUCAAACUGUACUCUCUGCAAGGACACGAAAAGAAAGUUUAUGAAUACCAAGAAAAUGGAAGAAAGUUUUUCACGCAGCCGUUCAGAAUAACAGAAAACGCUAACACGGAUAUUUGCGUUUUGGACAACUUGGAUGAUGAACAUGGUGUUCUUAAAGUGAUAUCAAGGACCGGUCGUUUCCGCUUUAUUUACAAAGGAAAUAAAGGUCAUCUAUUCUUCCCAGUGGAUGUUGUUUGUGAUAACCUUUGCAAUUUGAUUGUGAUGGAUGCAAAAAACUACAGCAUUCAUCUUCUGGAUUCUGGUGGCGAAUUUCUCAAAUACUUGAGAACAGACCAGGAAGACAAGAAAACUUCAUUAUCGCUGGCCCUUUGUGGGGACAUUCUAUGGACUGGGGGUCACAGUGGACAUUUAAAUGUGUACAGAUAUUCAAAUCAUUUUUGA
Messenger RNA from Saccostrea cuccullata (small rock oyster), 1485 nucleotides. RefSeq lists its product as uncharacterized. The transcript has a single exon. Lineage: Eukaryota; Metazoa; Mollusca; Bivalvia; Ostreida; Ostreidae. Bases 1 to 1485 code for a protein of 494 amino acids. The record is from RefSeq and is a predicted model, not a curated record. Gene Ontology annotation, molecular function: zinc ion binding.